CGUCCUCCCCCUCCCACCCCCGCCCCCGCUCCCGCUCCCGCUCCACCACGCGAACCCUAGCUGUUGUUGCCGAAAGAGCUCCGGCGACUGAAGAGGAGAGGAGAAUAAAGCUCGAAUCUUGGAUGCGCCCGAGCCGAUGGCGACGCCCGCUGCAGAGAAGCCCGACGAUGUGGAGAUCCGCGAGGUCUGGGCGGACAACCUCGAGGCCGAGUUCGCCGUGAUCCGCGACAUCGUCGACGACUACCCCUACGUCGCCAUGGACACGGAGUUCCCCGGCGUGGUGUGCCGCCCGCUCGGCACCUACAAAUCCCCCGCCGAGUUCAACUACGCCACCCUCAAGGCCAACGUCGACAUGCUUAAGCUUAUUCAGCUCGGGCUCACCUUCUCCGACGAGCAUGGAGGGCUGCCGGCGCUCGGCCCAGGCGGCCGACCCUGCGUCUGGCAGUUCAACUUCCGAGGGUUCGACCCACGGACCGACGUCGCCGCCGCGGACUCCAUCGAUCUGCUCCGCCGCAGUGGGAUCGACUUCGCCCGCCAUGGUGCGGAUGGAGCCGAUGCUCGCCGCUUCGCGGAGCUGCUUAUGUCCUCCGGUGUCGUGAUGAAUUCCGAUGUGCGUUGGGUAACGUUUCACAGCGGCUACGACUUCGGCUACUUGCUCAAGCUGCUCACCGGCACAAACCUGCCUGACACGAUUUCGGGAUUCUUCGAUCUCAUCAAGAUUUACUUCCCUGUGAUCUACGACAUCAAACACCUCAUGAGAUUCUGCAAUAGCCUCCAUGGCGGGCUGAACAAGCUUGCUGAGCUGCUCGACGUCGCCCGGGUUGGAAUCUGCCACCAGGCAGGGUCCGAUUCGCUUCUGACUGCGCUUUCCUUCAAGAAGCUCAAGGAGGCAUACUUCAACGGGUUAACCGAGAAAUAUGCUGGUGUGUUGUAUGGGCUUGGCUUUGAGGGUGGGGAGACCACCUCUGCUCACUGAGCAAUGGAUAGUUAAAUAAAAAGAUGAACUAUUUAUGGGAAUGGAGAAAUCUGUUUGGUGACUCUGAUGAUUUC
Panicum hallii is the source of this 1050-nucleotide messenger RNA. RefSeq names its product probable CCR4-associated factor 1 homolog 7. The record is from RefSeq and is a predicted model, not a curated record. The coding region runs from base 137 to 976 and encodes 279 amino acids. Gene Ontology annotation, molecular function: nucleic acid binding; poly(A)-specific ribonuclease activity. The transcript has a single exon. Lineage: Eukaryota; Viridiplantae; Streptophyta; Magnoliopsida; Poales; Poaceae. Gene Ontology annotation, cellular component: P-body; CCR4-NOT core complex; CCR4-NOT complex.